Molecule: messenger RNA, 1563 nt
Organism: Aspergillus versicolor CBS 583.65
Lineage: Eukaryota; Fungi; Ascomycota; Eurotiomycetes; Eurotiales; Aspergillaceae
Product: STIMATE family protein
Exons: 2
Coding region: 287-1411 (374 amino acids)
Cellular component (GO): membrane
Source: RefSeq, a predicted model, not a curated record
GCAAGAGUCAACUGUCACUCCGACUGAGGCGUAUAUCUUCAAGGCUUUCUCCUGGCUGGCUCAGGCUCCUUGCUGGCAAGAGAGGUAUUCUUCGAUCCCAUAUCCAUUUAUUCCCCCCAUUUUGUCCGCCACGCAUCCGCCCAACCUCCAUCCCUCGAUUCUCCCCAGCUUAUGCGCGCAUAUAGUUGUCUUAGUCUACCCUACGUAUACGCUCCCGUCCAUCACGAUCUCACCGGUCAUACUUUAUCCAUACGCCUCUCGCCAGCGCUGGUGAGCUUGAACCACCAUGGUUUUCCGGCCUAUUUCGUUAUUAUCCGCAAGUACCCUGGUAUUUGCCGCUCUCGGCGUCGGAGUACAUGCGGCAGUUCCAACCACCAGUGGCGCCUCUACAACUCCAUCGCUCGCAGCAUCAACUACCCCGACCGCUUCAUAUAACCCAACAAGCUCGGGUUCCCCUGAAAAUGACGACGAUAACGGGGAAUGCCGGCUGCUGGGGCCGUUUUCACUCGUUGUCCAGGCUGCCCUCGGAAUGCUGGCUCUGUUAUCGCUUGUCUACAAGCGAUGGAGAGAGCGCCCUCAACGGCCCGUGAAAGUGUGGGCAUUCGAUGCCUCGAAGCAAGUGUUUGGCUCAUCUAUGCUGCAUCUUCUCAAUCUCGUUAUGUCCAUGUUUUCUGCCGGGCAGUUUGAGAUCACAAGAAAAUAUAAACCAAAUCCAUGCUCCUUCUAUUUGCUGAAUCUGGGCAUCGACACUACGCUCGGCAUCCCAAUUUUGAUCUUCAUCCUCCAUUUUCUGAACCGCUUGGCGGUAUAUACUCCUCUCGCAAACCCUCCAGAGUCUAUUGAAUCAGGGAACUAUGGAGAUCCACCGCGCUUCGGAUGGUGGUUUAAGCAGUCUAUAAUUUACUUUAUGGGCCUUCUAGGAAUGAAGAUAUGCGUGUUCUUCCUCAUCCAGAUGGUGCCACUUAUCGUCAAAGUGGGUGACUGGGCUUUGCGAUGGACAGAAGGCAACACCGCAAUCCAGAUCAUUUUCGUCAUGUUGCUGUUCCCUGUCAUAAUGAAUGCGAUACAGUACUACAUCAUCGACAUCUUUAUCAAGAAACCGCUUUCUCCGUCUCAUGAUACUCUGGAAGACGACAGUGAUGUUGGAGAAAACGACAACGACGAUCGCCACGCACUGUUGGCCGGCUUGGAUGAUGACUAUGAAUCAGUAAAUGAGGUCUCUAGAAGGAGUGACGAAAGGAACAUACGCAGUCCCGUGCAGUUUAAAGAAGCCCUGAGUCGAUUAGAUUCUCCUGAGCUAAACCCGGCAGAGUCUUCAGAAUCUGGAUCAGCGCCAACCCUGAACAACCCCGGAGAAUGUGACGAAACAAUUUCUACGAAACCAAAUGCACAAACGAAAAACCCGUGUUGAUAUCAGUUAUGGCGUUUUAUAUCGGGCGUUAGGGGAUCUGAUGACUUUACAAUUCUCCGGUGAUGUGGGGUUAGGUCACUCAUGUGAAUAUUUUGUAAUUAAAUAUAUAUCUCAUAACAUCACCAAGAUUUCCGAAUUAUAUCUCACUGUUA